CUUCACGUUGAGGAAGAGGGGUCAUAGAGAACCAUCUUUGGAGGAGUGCUACAUGGGUAAAACAUGGCUGCUGUGAAUUCGUCAGAGAGACGCCAGGGCGACCCCAACGAUGAGCUGGGGGACCCGGGGGGUGCAGCACAGAAAUGCGAAACAUCUGACUAUAAAUCGAGAGACCUCGAUAACACUUUUGCUGUUGAAUUAGACAGAAUUCCCAAGGACUCAAAUGAAAAUAGAGAAUCUAGUAUUGUUACCGAUGGGCUUGCUAGCCAGACUGAAAGUAGCAUUGCGCUUCGAGCUAAUGAUAGAUCAGAGAUAUGUAAUGAGUUGGUAUAUUUAACAUCUUCUGAAGAAAAGACCCACAACACCGACGUUUCCUUCAACAAGCAGCGGCAUUUCGAUUGGUCUGAGACGGAGGACGAGGAAGACUGCACGGAUGCAAAAGAGAAUGGAAACGACGUUCGUAAUGGUAAGAUGGGGAUGACUCAUGAGGUGCAGCAGGAUAAGAUUACUGAAGAUAUCUCAGAUGCAGAGGAUGUGGAAAAGGAAAAAUCACAUUCUGACGAGGAGAUGGAUAUAUCAAAAGACACAGGUGAAGAACAAGAUUGUAAUGGAGGAAAGGGGGCGGAGGAGGAGGAAGAGGAAGAAGAAGAAGAAGAGGAAGAAGGAGGAGAACAGGACCAAACAGUGAAACGGAGGCAAUGUAGUUUGGAGUGCAAAGACUGUGGGAAGAGGUUCACCCGUCGGGAGACAUUCAACCUCCAUCGCCACUUUCACGCUCACCAGGAUGAACUGGCCUCACUCACCUGUAAGGAGUGUGGCCUUACCUUCCACCACCGCAGCAGCCUCAUCAAGCACCGCAGUGAGCACCAACAGAAGGUUGAAGAGCCUGUGGAGCGGAAGAGGAGAAGGAGCCCACAGGGAGCCCACAGGGAGUCCACAGGGAGCCCACAGGGCGUCCACAGGGAGGAGAGGCCUGGCUUCCAGUGUGACCACUGUGAAGAGACUUUCCCAUCACUGAGCAAACUGAGGCUCCACACCUGCGACUGUGCCCCGGAUAAGGCGUACCGCUGCCCCCUGUGCCGCAAAGAGUUCCGCAUGAAGAUCUCCAUCACCAGCCACAUGCAGACCCACUCCCUGAGCUCCCACCCCUUCCGCUGCCAGGAGUGCCACAAGAGCUUCUCUGACAUAUUUUCCCUGCGUGACCACCAGGGCUCCCAUGCCUCCCUCAAGCCCUACGCGUGCCCCGAGUGUGGCAUGGUGUUCAGGCACCGCUCUGUCAUGGAGGACCACCGUCGUAAGCACAAAGAGGACACACAAGGCCCCCACCGGUGCAACAUCUGUGGGAAGCACUUCAAGUAUUCCAGCCUCCUGCAACAGCACCAAUACCUUCACACAGGCCAGAAACCCUUCCGCUGCCCAGACUGUGGCAAAACGUUUGCCUUAGCCCAGAACAUGAAGGCGCACUGCCGCCAGCAUAGACGGCACCCUCACGCCUGCUCUCUUUGCCCCCUCACUUUCCCCGACCAGGGCAGUCUACAGGCUCACGUGUCAUGCCACGAGACAGUCGGGGGACUAGACAAGGAGAACACAAACCACGGGUUGGAGCCAAAACGUAUAUUCAACUGUCCCCUCUGUCCUCAGAACUUUCCUUCACCAGCUGACCUGAGGGCUCACAUGCUGAUCCAUGAAGCGGAGCAUGAGAGGAUGGAGAACGGGGCGUGUAAAGACUGGGAAACAGACCGUUACACCUGUCCACACUGUCCUGCCACCUACUCUGACCAGUCUAAUAUGAUGGCCCACCUGACAACUCACACGUCUGCCCGGGUCAGGGUAGAGAGGCAGGGUAAUGGACUUGAAGUAGGGAGAUCUGCUCCACUUAACACUGCCAACGUCCCAGGGAGGUGGCAUAGGGAGGAGAUGAGUAGUAAGCCUUUAAAGUGUCCAGACUGUGGCAAGUCGUUCCGUCACCGCUCUGUGUUAACGUUGCACAUGCGUAUUCAUUCCAAGGACAAGCCUUACCAGUGCAGGGUGUGCAACAAGUCCUUCAGAUUCAACAGCUAUCUGCAGCAGCACAUGAUCAUUCACACCGGGGAGAAACCAUACAAGUGCCCAGACUGCAGCAAGGACUUUGCUUUCCUGCAGAACAUGAGAACCCAUCAGAGGCUGCACACACAGAAACCGUUCCGCUGCACAAAGUGCCGUAAGGGAUACAGCGACGAGAAUCAGCUUCAGCGCCAUUUGCUGUCACACAACGGCGAAAAGCCCCACAAGUGCCACCUCUGCGAAAAGAGCUUUGGGCUGGCCUACCUGCUGCGGGACCAUCUGAACACCCACACAGGCGAGCGGCCCCAUCGCUGUCAGGAGUGCCACAAGACGUUCCCCUGGCUCGGCAGCCUGCUGGUGCAUCAGAAAAUCCACGCUCGAAAGCGCCAGGGGUCGAGUCAGCCUUACUCUUUUCCAAUGGCCAUGAGGAUAAGAGGCAAGGGUAGCAGGGGCCGGAGCGGAGGCAGGCUGGCAUCAGGCUGGCCCAGGUUGGGUGGAAUGGGGCGAUCGGGUAUGGACACGCCCCAACAAACACCUCCAUAUCAAGUCCCAAUGUCAAGGAGUCCUGAGUGGCAGAGGAGGCCGGCCCAGCCACAGCCACCCAUGUUUUCAUCCCAGAUGGAUAUGCAGCAGCCAGGGGAGACGUCUGCGAGAAGGCCUCCACCAGUCCACCAACAGUGGCGGGUGGAAGGUGGAGAACUGAGGCCUGUCCCACAGCCUAACCAGUCUCAACCGUCUCAGGAUCCUGAAAGACAACCAGCGCCUGUCCAACAGCAGCCAUCUCCACAAAUACAGCCUCAGCAGGUACCACAGUCUCCACUGAUACAACAACAAGUACAGUUACAGCUACAGCUACAGCCACAUCUACAUCCGCAGCUGCGCCAACAGCAGGUUCAGCAUCAUCUACAGUCUCCGCUGAUCCAACAGCAAUUACAGUGGCAGCAACCAGGUGUACAGCUCCAGCCCCAGCUAGUACCACAACAGCAGUGGCAGCCUGCCAGACACUUGCUCCAGCAAAAGCUGCCCUGGUUACCAGAUGCUCAGCCCCGGCCCGCCCCACCACAGCAACCCCAGCAGUGGCACUCAGAUGGCCUGCCACGGCCACCCCCACAACAACAGCAGAGGAAUUCAGGCAGGGCAGAGGCACCUACAACGUCACAGCCUGGUCUUAGUGCAUCUCAGAGCCUAGAAACCCCUCCUCCGGGAGAAAGUGGAGGGACCAUGCCCUUAGGUAACAAAACACCACCAGUGGCCGGGCCACAGAAUCCCAGCCCAUUAGCUGUGAGUGAGCAGGAGCAACACAGGCAACAGCCGAAGCCCAUGAGCUGGGGUAACACACCCACUACACCACCAGUCCCCACACUGAGCUCUGUUCAGCUUGACUUCCCUGGGUCCCCCAUUUACAUGGAUGGGGCUGCUUUGUGGGGUGGGCUGAGGACCUCUCCAGCAGUGCCACCAUCCCAGAGCACAUUAAACAAGCUGGGCCAAGAGCUUAAUCUACCAAGAUGGUCGAGUGUCUCAGUGCCAAUGCAAAAAGCUGUUAAUGAAUCACCCACACCUCCUAGAAAAGAGGACACUAGAGUUUGGGACUUUAAUGCACCUCUGGUAAUGUCCCCAACUGUUAGUUCAUCAGAGAAAGCUGGGAGUGGGCGUGAGCAGCAGAAACAGUGGUCUCCAGCUCUACUCAGUACAUCCUCCUCAGCUCAGAUGGGCCACAGCUCUGUCAUGUCAAUUCCAAGCGCUCCAACUCAUGGGAUUGGAGGUAGUCCCUGGGAUUUCAAAGGAUCCCCCUCAAACAAAUCAGGCCUUAGCCAGGAGUUAGAGCAGCAGCAGCAAAAACAUUUAUCCUCCAGCUGGACCAAUGUACCCACAUCCACUCAGAAUGUUCCCAUCUCCAUUCAAUAUGACCCACAACGUUUCACUCAUGGGGUGGGACCCACUGUGUGGGGUUUCCAAACCACUCCAUCUGGCCCGCAGCAGCAGCCAAUUGUAACAGGCACUCAAAUCAUCAUAAAUCAGACCUCUCCUUUCUUCUCUCCUCUCCCUCCGCUCCCUCCUCUUAGUUUGCCUGGCUCACACCCUCUUCACUCUGUAGCAGUCGGCUCUCUACCAAGGCCUCCACACCCAAACAUUUUCUUCACGCCACAGGCUGUCAUGAGUGAGAGGCCACACAUGACACAGACCCUGUCGCUACCUCAGCUCGCCCCACGGCCUGUUCCUCACAAACUGGGCCGUUUGCCUUACGCCCCAGACCGCCUUCUCCAGUGCAUGAUCUGUGGCUGCUCUCUACCCCGGGAGUUAGACUUGCAAAUGCACUACAUGCAGCAUGCACAGGGAGAGAUUUGACACUGGCAAAGAGUGUGUCUACUACUCUGUUUUUCCAAAUGUUUUUAAUGUACAUUUAUUUUAUAACUAUAGCAAUUUAGCUGUGUUUUGUGUCCUUUUUGGACAUUGUCCAUGUUGUUGAUCUCUCACUCUAUAAGAAAGGGUCAGAGACUCUCAAAAAGUGUAUAGUUUGUUAACUGACAACUGUGCUUGAUGCGAACCAGGGACCCUCUGCACACAUCAACAACAGUCACCCACGAAGCAUCGUUACCCAUCGCUCCACAAAAGCCGCGGCCCUUGCAGAGCAAGGGGAACCACUACUUCAAGGUCUCAGAGCAAGUGACGUCACCGAUUGAAACACAACCGCUAACUAAGCUUGCGUUUCACAUCCCUUACACUUGAUAAAGUUUUCUGAGUUCACAGCUUUGCCUUGAACUUCAAAUAACUUAGAAAUAUGACUGUGUAAUGGAUUUCUUGGCCAGUAUCAUCAUAUUUACUCUGUUGUAAACAUAAACUGGGUAAAUCCAUGCUAUUAGGUACACCACCCCGUUCACAAAAAUAUUUUGCACCUAUAGACAGUGAGUCACCUGGCCGUGGCUUGCUAUAUACAGUGGGGCAAAAAAGUAUUUAGUCAGCCAACAAUUGUGCAAGUUCUCCCACUUAAAAAAUAUGAGGCCUGUAAUUUUCAUCAUAGGUACACUAAAACUAUGACAGACAAAAUGAGAAAAAAAAUCCAGAAAAUCACAUUGUAGGAUUUUUUAUUAAUUUAUUUGCAAAUUAUGGUGGAAAAUAAGUAUUUGGUCACCUACAAACAAGCAAGAUUUCUGGCUCUCACAGACCUGUAACUUCUUCUUUAAGAGGCUCCUCUGUCCUCCACUUGUUGCCUGUAUUAAUGGCACCUGUUUGAACUUGUUAUCAGUAUAAAAGACACCUGUCCACAACCUCAAACAGUCACACUCCAAACUCCACUAUGGCCAAGACCAAAGAGCUGUCAAAGGACACCAGAAACAAAAUUGUAGACCUGCACCAGGCUGGGAAGACUGAAUCUGCAAUAGGUAAGCAGCUUGGUUUGAAGAAAUCGUCUGUGGGAGCAAUUAUUAGGAAAUGGAAGACAUACAAGACCACUGAUAAUCUCCCUUGAUCUGGGGCUCCACGCAAGAUCUCACCCCGUGGGGUCAAAAUAAUCACAAGAGCGGUGAGCAAAAAUCCCAGAACCACACGGGGGGACCUAGUGAAUGACCUGCAGAGAGCUGGGACCAAAGUAACAAAGCCUACCAUCAGUAACACACUACGCCGCCAGGGACUCAAAUCCUGCAGUGCCAGACGUGUCCCCCUGCUUAAGCCAUUACAUGUCCAGGCCCGUCUGAAGUUUGCUAGAGAGCAUUUGGAUGAUCCAGAAGAAGAUUGGGAGAAUGUCAUAUGGUCAGAUGAAACCAAAAUAACUUUUUUUGUAAAAACUCAACUCGUCGUGUUAAGAGGACAAAGAAUGCUGAGUUGCAUCCAAAGAACACCAUACCUACUGUGAUGCAUGGGGGUGGAAACAUCAUGCUUUGGGGCUGUUUUUCUGCAAAGGGACCAGGACGACUGAUCUGUGUAAAGGAUCCAUCAGCAAGGGCAUUGAAGAUUAAACGUGGCUGGGUCUUUCAGCAUGACGAUGAUCCCAAACACACCGGCCGGGCAAUGAAGAAGUGGCUUCGUAAGAAGCCUGUCAAGGUCCUGGAGUGGCCUAGCCAGUCUCCAGAUCUCAAACCCAUAGAAAAUCUUUGGAGGGAGUUGAACGUCUGUGUUGCCCAGCAACAGCCCCAAAACAUCACUCCUCUAGAGGAGAUCUGCAUGGAGGAAUGUGCCAAAAUACCAUUAACAGUGUGUGAAAACCUUGUGAAGACUUACAGAAAACAUUUGACCUCUGUCAUUGCCAAAAAAGGGUAUAUAACAAAGUAUUGAGAAACUUUUUAUUGACCAAAUACAUAUUUUCCACAAUUUGCAAAUAAAUUCAUAAAAAAUCCUACGAUGUGAUUUUCUGGAAUUUUUCUCAUUUUGUCUGUCAUAGUUGAAGUGUACCUAUAAUGAAAAUUACAGGCCUUUCAUCUUUUUAAGUGGGAGAACUUGCACAAUUGGUGGCAGACGAAAUACUUUUUUCCCCCACUGUAAAGCAGGCAUCGGGGCAUUCAGUUACUAUUGAAAUGAAUGUUAGAAUGGGCAAAACAAGUGACCUAAGAGACUGAGUGGUAUGAUCGUUGGUGUACAGUAUCUCAGAAAUGGCAGGCUUCCUGGAUUUUUCAGAGAUGAGUGUCUAGGGUUUACUGAGAAUGGUGUGAAAAACAAAAAACAGUCAGCAGUACUAGAUGGGUGUACUUUAAACUGGCCGCUGAGUGUGUAUGUCAAUUUAUGGAUCUUUGUUAGUUUUUCUGUGUACACUGUCUUCGUUACACCAUUUAAAUGUAUUCAUCAAACAAGUGGAUUUCACCUGUGUUGCACUGUAUAUUUGUGCCUUUUAUUGUUUCAAAACACUGCAUGUUCUUUCUGCUCUCUCUUAAUGUUGUAGUGGGUGUCAUUCAAAUUGUCAGGUCUGAAUAAUGAGUCAUUUGUAUGAGUCAUUUCUUAUUCUGUCUUCAUUUGGGUGAACGUAUAUUUUGUUUUGGUGCUAGAGUUAUGAAAUUAGGGUUAUUGGGUGGAGCACACGUUUUAUCCAAACAGUGUGGCAUGGGUUAGUAUACAAAUUAAUGUAUUGUUUUAAAAUGAAUAACUAAUAACUCACUUUACCUGUUGGGUUUGUGAUACUGUAUACGCUUGUUUACACUGAGCUGCACUGGGAUCGGAAAGCAAUCGUGGUUAUUUUAAGACACCGUGGAGCAGACGCGAGAUAUUCGUCGGGAAAACGUACCUCUAUGCAAGGAUGGGAUAGGCCACUACUCCAAAUGUUACCUUUAUCCACAUUGUACAUAUCUUGCGCCGGCUCCACGGUGUCUUAAUGUAACCAUGCUUGUGUUCAGACUCCAGUGCUGCUCAGUGUAAAUCAACUUAAUGGUAGGGUCGUUAUCUCUGGCAAGACAUAAUGUAACAUAUUUGACGUUUUACUACAUCUGUGCAUUAGCAAUAGUUUUAAAUAUGUAAAUACCUGGUAAUAAAAAUCAUUGAAAAAAAAAUGUAAUAUUGUCG
Oncorhynchus keta (chum salmon) is the source of this 7527-nucleotide messenger RNA. Its product is annotated as zinc finger protein 628-like. The record is from RefSeq and is a predicted model, not a curated record. Gene Ontology annotation, molecular function: RNA polymerase II cis-regulatory region sequence-specific DNA binding; DNA-binding transcription factor activity. Bases 64 to 4389 code for a protein of 1441 amino acids. NCBI's taxonomy places the organism in Eukaryota, Metazoa, Chordata, Actinopteri, Salmoniformes, Salmonidae. The transcript has 2 exons. Gene Ontology annotation, biological process: regulation of transcription by RNA polymerase II.